Messenger RNA from Spizellomyces punctatus DAOM BR117, 1211 nucleotides. RefSeq lists its product as uncharacterized. The coding region runs from base 1 to 1041 and encodes 346 amino acids. Gene Ontology annotation, cellular component: nucleus. NCBI's taxonomy places the organism in Eukaryota, Fungi, Chytridiomycota, Chytridiomycetes, Spizellomycetales, Spizellomycetaceae. The record is from RefSeq and is a predicted model, not a curated record. Gene Ontology annotation, biological process: regulation of transcription by RNA polymerase II. The transcript is spliced from 3 exons. Gene Ontology annotation, molecular function: DNA-binding transcription factor activity, RNA polymerase II-specific; RNA polymerase II cis-regulatory region sequence-specific DNA binding.
AUGCAAUAUCCUCAGUACAGUUACCCCACGGCUGGUGGCCUCGAGGUUACGCCGCCAUACUAUUCAGUACCGCCACCUCUAACAAACGAGCGCUUGUACACCUAUCACUCAGAAUCCAAACAUGUCCCGCAACCCGAAACCUACUUUGAUUCUCAUGAACAUCCUUCAGCCCUUGAGCCACUUCAAAUCAGCGAGCAAUCCGUGCUGUCCUCUUAUGAUACCUCAUACGAUUCAAUACUACCAUCACUGAGCUCCUCCAAACCAGGAACCUCUUCGCAUACAUAUCACAUCGACACCAUGGACGCCGGGUCGUCUACUGAAGUACACCUACCAUAUGGCAUCCAUUACGCCCCCUCUUCCUCGCAUGUGCAAUACCUUCACACUCCCCAAGCCCAAGCGUCCUCUCCAAUUAUCCACGUGCAGGAGCCUGAGGUCAUUGAAAAAUUGCCAUCCACUGGCAGCUCUUCUUCCGACAAUACCCAAAAUUUGAAACCCAAAGGAAGCACAUCCGGGCGAAGAAGGCCCUGGCAAGGCACUCUACAAUUCUCGGCUUCCGGCCGCCCACGCAGCAAACCCAUGUCGCAGGUCAUGUCUAGCGGCCUUCUCGAUCCUGUGACGGGUGUCCUCCAGACAGGCGAUGCACUGGCUGCUAGCUUUUCUGUAGCGGAAAAGGUCAAGAAGACGUACCCUUGCCGUGAAGAAGGUUGCGGAAAAAUCUUUUCAAGAAUGUUUAACUUAAAGUCACACAUGCUUACUCACACCGGCGCUCGCCCGUUUCCUUGCGACCACUGCGAUCUCACCUUCCGACGAAAACAUGAUCUCAUCCGACAUACCAGAAGUCUACAUUCCGAUACAAAGCCCUUCAGCUGUCCUAUUUGUCACCAGGUCUUUGCCCGGACGGAUGCCCUCAAACGACACAUGUUGGUGGAAGAAAAGAACGCCAUGGAGCUUUCGGCAAGUCCCCCUCGAGCCGGGACAGGGCAUCAGGCAAAUUCCAAACCUCCCCCUGCCCGACAAUCCCCCUCAUUUGGCACUGACUAGCCCGAACUGCUGCUUGAAUGUCUUUGUAUAAAGUACUUUAUGUGUUUUGACCUCGUGUAGUUAUUAGAAACCAUAUAAAUAAUGGCAAUUGUGCGCAAAGAGGAUUGUUCUCCUUGCGAUAUUGCAGUCAGCAGGCAAAUUGGGCAACAGUAGUGGAAUCAAGAUCCCUU